UGCAAAACAACCCCCACCCCUCCUCUACGGGAAAUGGGUCUCAGGCUGAUGAGUAAGGCAAGAAGCUCCUGUAGCGCUGGUGCAUCUGAAGCUACGCAGCUAUGGAGGAAAGGGCCCAGUGUCAAAUGAGGGGAGACUGCAAUUGGCCCCUGCAACCUGUGGUCUGUUUGUGUCUCCAGUGGAUCAAAUACACCUUCUUCCCUUAAUAUCUCUGCAUUAUAUAAGAAUACACACAUUUAUAUGCACAACGCCUGAGCUUCAUCUCUCUAAGGUUUGUGCUUUCUGCAUCCUUGUAUUGUGGGUGCAGUUACAUCUUCCAACCGCAUGGAGGCGCAGCAGGCUUCUCCUGACAGCAGCAGUGAGGAAUGUACUGUACUAGAGGCUCUGCCUGGCAAGGGAACAGCGCUAAUUUGCUCUCAACACAAAGGAAAAGUGUCUGUGUUGUACUGUUUGGCCUGUGAGAAUUCAGUAUGUGAGGACUGUAUGAAUGGAGAACAUGCUGAGCACCCCACCGAUUCACUGGAAAAUAUUGUGGACCAACAGCUAGCGGCAUUACAGGACAGAGUGGAUUCAGCCAAGAACAGGCUUCCUCAGAUAAGACGGGCAGUCCAGAGUUUGAGAGACAUUCUGCAGCAGUUGAACUCUCAGCGGAGCUCCAUAGAGGAAGACAUCCACUCCUCCUUCAGCGAGCUGCACAAAACCCUCGAUACACGCAAGAGCGUCCUGCUCAUGGAGCUGGAAGUCACUUAUGGACUGAAGCAGAAGGUUUUGCAGGCUCAGUUGGACACUCUUCUGCAGGAGGAAGCUGCCAUCAACUAUAACUGCAGUCUGACCGGUGAAGCCCUGGACGGGGAAAACAAGGCUGUCAUACUGCAGACCCAUAAAGACGUAGGAGAGAGACUCGGUGACCUGGCCAGCCAGGGCCUUCCUCUUCAGCCUGAGGAGAACGACCAGCUGGAUCUCAUGAUGGAGAUCGAAGGACUUCGCAAGUCCAUCCACAACCUGGGGACUAUCGUCACCACCAGUGCCGUGGCCAGUCAGACCGAGGCGUCGGGGGAGGGUCUGGAACAGUGCGUCGUGGGCCAGCCGGCAACUGUCGUCAUAACCACAAGAGACAAGUCUGGAGGACUGUGUAAGACGGGUAACGCCAUCAUCUCAGCUGAAGUCUGCACGCCGGAUGGCAGCGUUGCAGACGGCGAAAUUGUGGACCAUAAAAAUGGAACGUAUGAAUUCCAAUACACGGUGAAGAAAGAGGGACAUUUUAGUCUAGCGCUUAGACUUUAUGAUCAGCAUAUUAAAGGAAGCCCCUUCCAGAUAAAGGUCACCAGCUCUCCGGAUGAUUCUCCACCCACCACCACCGCAGCCAAUGCUGCAUCCACGGGUUCCAGCGAUGGUGGGGCGCGGAAACGGAGCGCAAAGUCCCCGGGGAGCAGAAGCCGGCAGAAGGGCGUCAGACGGGGAGGAAGCUUGUUCAGCACCCCAAAAAAGAGAGUGAACCCGAUCGAGGAUGACCUCAUUUUUAGAAUAGCGUGUUCCAGUGUCGGUGAGUCCGUGCGGCGCUCGUGUGUGGGCUGCUUGGUCACGGGCUGGUUUCUGGAAUGUAAAGGAGACAACACGUUAGACUUCAGCUGCUGGGAGAGCAUCUCUUCUCCCUUUCCUCGGGCCUCACGCGGCUUAUCUGGCCGUGGGCUGAUGACUCUCAGCUGUGACCAAUCAGCCCGUGAUGAGCGUGUGCAGGUGUUCCUCGUCCGUUUCCAGGGCAACGCUGAUGUGAGCGAUAUAUUUUCCAAUACGGGAGAGUUUCAGAGCCGGUUCGGAGUGCGUGGCCGUUUACCGGGGCAGCUGCAGCGGCCCACUGGAGUAGCUGUGCAUCCAAACGGGGACAUCAUCAUUGCUGACUAUGACAAUAAGUGGGUUAGCAUCUUCUCCAGUGAGGGCAAAUACAAGGCUAAGCUGGGCUCAGGAAGGCUGAUGGGUCCAAAAGGUGUAUCUGUGGAUCAGAACGGCCAUGUUAUCGUUGUGGACAACAAGGCCUGUACAGUUUUCAUCUUCCAGCCCAGCGGGAAACUCGUCACUAAGUUUGGCAGCAGAGGAAACGGUGACAGACAGUUUGCAGGCCCACACUUUGCAGCAGUCAACAACAACAAUGAAAUAAUCAUCACAGACUUUCAUAACCACUCUGUUAAGGUAUUUAAUGCAGAUGGAGAAUUCUUGCUGAAAUUUGGCUCAAAUGGCGAAGGGAACGGGCAGUUCAAUGCUCCCACAGGGGUUGCUGUGGAUGUCAAUGGGAACAUUAUUGUGGCAGACUGGGGAAACAGUCGGAUACAGGUGUUUGAUGGAAGUGGAUCGUUCCUGUCCUACAUCAAUACGGCGGCAGACCCUCUCUACGGGCCGCAGGGUCUCGCUCUGACCUCAGAUGGCCAUGUUGUGGUGGCUGAUUCUGGGAACCACUGCUUUAAAGUGUACCGCUACCUGCAAUGAUAUCAGACAGGCUCUGAUCUAAGACGGAAAGAGAAUCAAAGUCAUACUGUAUGUGUCCAAAUCUUGCACUUAAUGUAAUGUAAUGGUAUUCUUCCUCCUUGGUUUUCACAUCUUUUUGUAUUUGUUACUAUUGUCGGAUGACCUUCUAAGAAGACUACAGCUUAUAAAUACUGUUUAUGGGAUGCCUUGGAAUGCCUUUGCCAAACCUCCACACUCUACACU
Molecule: messenger RNA, 2703 nt
Organism: Sinocyclocheilus rhinocerous
Lineage: Eukaryota; Metazoa; Chordata; Actinopteri; Cypriniformes; Cyprinidae
Product: tripartite motif-containing protein 2-like
Exons: 12
Coding region: 325-2481 (718 amino acids)
Biological process (GO): proteasome-mediated ubiquitin-dependent protein catabolic process; protein polyubiquitination
Molecular function (GO): ubiquitin protein ligase activity; protein binding; zinc ion binding
Source: RefSeq, a predicted model, not a curated record